UUUACCUCGGAGCUCGGAACUCCGAAGUCGGGUUUAUCGUUCCAGUAUGAUCUCGGAAUUCGGAAGUCGGGUUUAUCGUUCCAGUAUGAUCUCGAAACUCGGAAUUACGACCUCCGAGUCGGAAAUAGCAAAUAUAACGCCCCUGCGAUUCGGAAUUCCGACUCGGGAGGUCGGGGGAAAAAAAGCACUACCCCGACUUCCGGGUCCGAGUUCCGAGUUCCGAGGUAAACUGGAACGCAGCGUGGAACGCAGCAUAACAUCCGGUAGCACAUGAGUUAUCAUGGCGGCGGCGGCGGCGGGCUCGGCUAAAAACAUGGUCGGCGGCUCGGACAACUCCUCCAGCGACAGCAGCGACGACGACGAGGCGCGGAGGAGAUGUCGGGAGGCGGUGUGGGAGACUCGAGCUGUGGCGCACAAAGAAGACAACACAGUGAAGCAGUCUAAACGUUUUGUUGUCGCCGAGCACGAACACGAUGGCAACGAGCUCCAGGUCACCCAAGGGUUUCGAACGCACGUCGCCAAGAAGUUGGGACAUCUUCUCGACAGUUACAUUUCAGAAACGCAAAUUAAAAAUUCAUCCUGUGUGGAAUCGGCAGGAUGUGAUGACGAUGACGAAGAAGGAUUUCGUCUGUUUUCUACAUCCGUCCCAGGACAGACAACCGAGGAGCCUCCAGUUCCUGUGAGGCGUCGGCCAGUUUACAGCUCAAGCGACAGCGACAGCGAGAUGGAAACGAGGCUGAGAGAGGCGGCGGUGUCCGUCAAAGAUCUCCUGCCCUCUUUGACACUGCCCUCUACAACCCCGCCUCCAUCAUCAGAGCCGCCCUGCUCGGGACAAGUAAAGGAAAAGGAAAUGAUUGCAGAGGGAGAAGAGGGGCAAGUUGUUAAGAAAAAGAAAAAGAAAAAGAGGAGACAGAAUCCAGAGGAGAGCGCGCAGGUGGACUGUGCACGCUGUCCUGUAAAAGCUCAAAGCAACGGUGAGCACGGGAAUGUGGAACAGGAACAAUUCAAAGCGAAACGGAAGAAGAAAAAGAAGCGACAAGGAAACACAAUGGACGAAGCCAUGAGCUGAAUGUCUUGUGACUAACCUUUUUUACUGUUAUAGGAUGUUUGUCUAUGUUCCACUCUAGUCCAUAUUCUGUCAAAGGCUUGAAAUGAUUGAGAACGGUGAGAUAUUUUUCAAAAUGUUUUAAUAUCAUUGCCCUUGUUAUUUUUGAAAUGGCCUUUACUUUGUUGUGUGAGAGACACAUUAUAGUGUGGGGGAAACACAUUUCGAGGCAGUAAGUGAAAACAUAAUGUGGGUAACAUGGUUUACAAGGUUCAAUUGAAUUUACCAUUUCUGCAUAUUACAAAACAUUUGAAUAAAAAAUACGCUUUGCCAUUGA
This is a messenger RNA of Scophthalmus maximus (turbot), 1382 nucleotides long. It is a transcript of the gene c3h12orf43, whose product is annotated as chromosome 3 C12orf43 homolog. The record is from RefSeq and is a predicted model, not a curated record. Lineage: Eukaryota; Metazoa; Chordata; Actinopteri; Pleuronectiformes; Scophthalmidae. Gene Ontology annotation, biological process: negative regulation of Wnt signaling pathway; Wnt signaling pathway; Spemann organizer formation. Bases 281 to 1069 code for a protein of 262 amino acids. The transcript has 6 exons.